UAUCGCCCAUCUCUAUUGCUCUAGGGAUUCCAGGUUAAAUGCAUUUGUUUAGGGCUUAGAACAUGUAAAUAAACGAAAAAAAUGACUUUAUAUCGCCCGCGAGGUACGUUGGCCCGUGUCAUCCAUGCCAAAUUCCACAACGACAAUUCUUUGGAGAACAUAGACACCACAAAGUGGUAUUCCCUGGCGCACGAGUUGCCGCCUAGAUUUCAAUCCAAGUUCGUGCCCCUCGAACCGGAUGCCACCACCGUUAGUUGGCUGGAACGGGCCAAGGCCCUCUCGGCAAACAUUUGGACCCACCUGUGGCAUGCCCUAGCCAGGUCUAUCCUCCAGUUCUUCAUGACCCAGACGGACAUCAACGGAUUCUUAAAGCGUGGGUCGAUGUUUAUCCUGUCGGAGGCACAAUUUCACAAACUGCUCGUGGCUGGUGGAUUCUCACCGAAUCCUGGACCUGAACCCGUCACCCUGCUGGACAUUGGAGCUGGAGACGGAGAAAUCUCGCUUCGGGUGGCCAACACUGUCUCAGAGCUCAGUGGCACUGCUGGACUCCGAGUUUUUGCCACAGAGGCCAGCUGGACUAUGCGGGAACGUCUCAAGAAAUUGAAUUUUAAUGUAAUUACGGAGAUUGGAGGAAUGCAACACGUCGAGUUGAUUUUAUGCCUUAACGUGCUGGACCGGUGCUUUGAUUCUUUCCGGCUUUUGGAGGAAAUACACGAUGCACUAGCUCCCAAUGGACGAGCCGUUGUAGCAUUAGUUCUUCCCUACAUGCACUAUGUGGAGACCAAUACAUCGCAUUUACCGCUGCGUCCUCUACUCGAAAACUGCAACAACGGUCGGCCGACUUCGUUCGAGGAAGAAGCCAACAGAUUCCUCGAGCUGCUGGAGAAUUGCGGAUUCCGGGUAGAGUCCUGGACAAAGGCACCUUAUUUAUGCGAGGGGGAUCUGCACCAAUCGUUUUAUUGGCUAAUCGACCUACUUGUUGUCAUUUCAAAGAAAACAUUUUAGAUCAAAGUUCAGAGGGCUACUUCCAAAUCUAGCAUCGUUCACAAAUCCUAAUGAAAGUAAAAUAAUCGUUUUUUCUUACCUCGUAAUGAGUGGCUGCGUUGAUAAACUGAGCAUUUAUACUUAUUAAAAAAUGUAGGCUAUGCAAA
Molecule: messenger RNA, 1151 nt
Organism: Drosophila bipectinata
Lineage: Eukaryota; Metazoa; Arthropoda; Insecta; Diptera; Drosophilidae
Product: protein-L-histidine N-pros-methyltransferase
Molecular function (GO): protein-L-histidine N-pros-methyltransferase activity
Source: RefSeq, a predicted model, not a curated record